Molecule: messenger RNA, 660 nt
Organism: Apiotrichum porosum
Lineage: Eukaryota; Fungi; Basidiomycota; Tremellomycetes; Trichosporonales; Trichosporonaceae
Gene: RPB9
Product: DNA-directed RNA polymerase II core subunit rpb9
Exons: 4
Coding region: 1-660 (219 amino acids)
Biological process (GO): transcription initiation at RNA polymerase II promoter; maintenance of transcriptional fidelity during transcription elongation by RNA polymerase II; DNA-templated transcription
Cellular component (GO): RNA polymerase II, core complex
Molecular function (GO): DNA-directed RNA polymerase activity; zinc ion binding; nucleic acid binding
Source: RefSeq, a predicted model, not a curated record
AUGCCCACCCUCAAAUUCUGCGGCGAGUGUAACAACCUCCUGUAUCCACGAUCGGACAACAACUCGAGGAUCCUCCUCUACCAAUGCCGUAACUGCAACUACGCAGAGAACGCGACCUCGGACCCCGGAUGGGCUCCUUGCGUGUACAAGAAUGACCUGUUGACGGUCGCGAGCGGGCAGCAAGUCGAGGGUGGUCUGUCUGCCUUGGAGCGAAGGAGUGGGUGGCAACGAUGUUGGAACGACGUGGUGAUGGUUGGUCAUCACCGCCUGCCAUCGCUUUCCACUCCCAUCGUGGCGCUCCCUGCAGCGGCAAACACACCAUCGGCCCGUGCCAGCUCCCACUACACACCGCACCACCAGCCUACGGCCCCAAUCCCCGAUCGCUCCUUGCUCGUCCUUGGCUCGCAUCCUCAUCCUCAUCCUGUCAUCCUCCCUUGCGCAGACACUGACCCCUCUCCCAGAGAACAAGCCGGCGAGACCAAAGACCUCGAGACCGAUCCUACUCUGCAGCGCUCGCCCAUCCAGUGCCCUGUGUGUUUCAAGAGCGGCGCCGUGUUCUACCAGGACCAGGCCAAGCGUCAAACCACCAACAUGACCCUCUUCUACCACUGCAUCCACUGCAAGCACCUGUUCCGCGACCCCAACAUCAAGACUCGUUAA